GUGAGUCUCCCAGGCUUGGUCACUGGUCGCACACGCACACACCGAGUGGAUGGUAGUGUCUGCAGCUCGAGUAAGGAGAAAGUGGAGACAUAGCGAGGACAUGAAUCCGUCGUUAACUUUGCCCGUCCUCCUCGUGUAAGGCGGUGGCUCCGUCCGCGGCUCGGCUGUCCGGUUAAACGUUCGUCGGUGUUACAAGUGGCGGGCGGACGGGCUCCUCGCCGUUGUGGCGGGGGAGUGUGAGUAAAUGAAAGCGUUGUUUGGAGCCGUUGAACAAAGAGCUUUUCUUCCCUCUACCAUUGUUACUGAGCGGAGCGCCUGUUUUCUAACUCAUUUAGAGGAGCUUUCGGGCUGUUCAAGUGAGGGGCGGCCAUUGCUCCAGUCAUGACCUCUGGGAAUGGGAACACUGCCAGCAGCCAACACAAUGGAGAGAGCAAACCAGCUCAGGCCCUACUCAAGUCCCACAUCCUCACCCAUCUGAUAGAAGGCUUCGUUAUCCAGGAGGGGGCUGAGCCUUUCCCUGUGGAACGCCCAUCUUUCUCAAUUGAGAGCCUAAGGAGACACACAAAGAUGGACGGCCUCUCACUAAAGGAGUUAAAGACCCAGCAGGAGCCCAUGCUGACCUGUGAGCUGUGUGGCAGGGUGGACUUUGCCUUCGUCUUCAAAAGGUCCAAGAGGUUCUGUUCCACAGUGUGUGCCAAACGCUACAAUGUGGGCUGCACAAAGAGAAUGGGUCUCUUCCCAAACCGCAAAACCACCCUGGAGAACAUGAAGAAACAAAAAGCACUGAAUGGAAAUCUCAAAAACAGUUUAGAGUCUAAAAAGAAGACGGCUCCCUCCGUGCAGAAGCCCGCCGCUGCUGCUCUGUCCACCGGUCACUCUGUCCUCCCGGCGCAGGGAGAGUCCAGCCAAUGUUCAGACUUGUCUGGCUACAAAAGAUCCUCACCCCCCAUGUCGGCCACCCAGCGGGUGCCUGCGGUGCAAGACUCUGAGCUGCCCCUGCUGCCCUACAGCUUCCUACCCAGUGACCCUGGCCAGUGGAACAUAGAGGACGUCUACGAGUUCAUCUCCUCUCUGCCAGGCUGUCUGGAGAUCGCCGAGGAGUUCCGUUCUCAGGAGAUCGAUGGACAGGCCCUGCUACUGCUGAAGGAGGACCAUCUCAUGGCAACCAUGAACAUCAAACUGGGCCCCGCGCUCAAGAUCUUUGCCCAGAUUAGCAUGCUCAAAGACUCGUAGCCCAUCUCACCCCUCACACACACAAACAAACACACACAGCUCUCAAAAGCAGUUCUGCUGUGACUGGACAAACACUCAGGAUCCCACAUGUAGACUGACUGAACUGAGUUCAGGCACCGGGCCAAAAUAAUUGGGAUGUUUAGUCACGGCCUGCUGAACAGGAGGACAUCAGCUGGGACUGUUCGACUCAGCUUUUACACUGACAGCUUCACUAUGGCACUGCUUCAGGAAGGCUUCACCCCACUGUUUGACAAGAAUCAUGUGUUAGGUAGGCUCAUGGAGAACUUGUUGUUGUUUUCAUAAUCUAUUACUGUACCUUGGUUCACCCCAAAAUCCAAAUCCAUAUUUUUCUUUGUACCUGUAGUGCUAUUUAUCCUUCUAAGAUCAAAUGUUAAGAUUUCCAGGAGAGGGCGAUGCAGGACUGUGAUAUGUAGUAUGAUAGGACUGGAGGCACUGCUUGCCCAACUCUGUCAGCAGUUGGGAGAAAAGCCGUCCAGCAACUCCAAAGACUGUUUGACUUACCGACCUGUUUUAUCUCUGCUUCCAGUCUUUGUGCUGAGCUAGACUAAAGAUGUCCUGGAUCUGUCUCCACUGGGAACACAAAGAGGAACCCCAGGAAACAUCACACAUGUUCAUUUCCCUAAAUGUCAGACUAGUCAGAAAACACCUUGAUUGCAUGGCCACUUGCUUAAUAUUAAGAAUUUAAGAAACAUUGGGCUGAAAACAGAUAUUGAUAGUUUUUACACUCAUGUUGCAGAAACACGGUUGUUUCUUCUGUGUCAUAGUGUCUCUGUACAGGAUACAUUAGUCAGCUGACAACUACUAAAAUAAUCACCAACUAUUCUAAUGAAUGAAUUAUUUAGUCAUUUUUUAAGAAAAAAUGCCCAAAUUCUGAUUUCAGUUUCUCAAAUGUGAAUAUGUUCUGUUUUCUGUGGUCCCCUAUGACUGUAAACUGAAUGUAUUUGGGUUGUGGACAGUAUUAGACAUUUGAGCCCUCGGGAAACAGUGAUCCAAAUUUUCUGACAUUUAGCAAAUCAGUUAACGAAGAAAAAGAACAAUAAUGAAAAUAGCGGUUAGUUGCAGUCCUACUGGACAUGACAACGUUCAAUUAUUUAAAUGCAAUGUGAUCCAGCGUAAUUGCAUUGAUUCAACCCUUCAGUCCUGUUUGAAUAGUUUGCGAGGAUGUGCUCUGUCAGUAUCUGCUUUGUAUUUUCUCCUACAGGUUUCUGGUGCUUGUUGAUCAUGAACAAAUUAGCUUUUUUUCAUGUAGCCAUUUUAAUGCAGACACUCUGUUCACCCCCCACUGGUACUGGUAUAAGUGAAUGAGAAUGAAUGCAAAACAUGAAUUUUCUCAUGUUCCACACUACCUAAUCACUGUAAUAUCACUGCUGCAACACUACAUGGCACAGUCUAUGCACACAGGGAAUUACUGCCAUAAGUGCCCAUGGUGACAAGGUGCAGAAGUAUAAUGGAAGCUGUGGAUGGGUUUUUAUUUCAUUAUACUUUUACCAAAGCGAGUAUCUCUGCUGAACUGCUGUCACUAGAAAUGUGUUAGAGGUACCCAAUUGAGCAACAGUAAUGAUGUUCUGGUUUCUUACUACAGAUGCCAUAAAAUGACCACGCCCUGUUUGUAGGGAAAACAAUUACUGAUCAGCAUUCAAAGGCAGCUUACGAUCGUCUUUACAAUCCUGUUGUGAGCUAUGGUGUCAUUUGUUUACUGUAUCUUAUUCUGGAACAAACCUGGGUUCUUUAGUGGCAUUGAAAUGCAGUGGUGAUUGGGUCAUGUGUGUGACAUUACAAAUCUUUCCUAGCAUCCUGAAAAGCAUCUGUCACAGUAAUGACAGAUGGUUAGUGUUACUGGCCUCUGAAUGAAAGUAUUAAUUAUUUUUGUCCUUCAAAGUUGUUUUUUAAAAAACCCCAAAAUAAAACCAUUAGAUGUGA
This is a messenger RNA of Dicentrarchus labrax (European seabass), 3174 nucleotides long. Its product is annotated as polyhomeotic-like protein 2. Bases 382 to 1233 code for a protein of 283 amino acids. The transcript is spliced from 7 exons. Gene Ontology annotation, cellular component: PRC1 complex; nucleus. Gene Ontology annotation, molecular function: protein binding; zinc ion binding. The record is from RefSeq and is a predicted model, not a curated record. NCBI's taxonomy places the organism in Eukaryota, Metazoa, Chordata, Actinopteri, Moronidae.